Molecule: messenger RNA, 2847 nt
Organism: Actinia tenebrosa (Australian red waratah sea anemone)
Lineage: Eukaryota; Metazoa; Cnidaria; Anthozoa; Actiniaria; Actiniidae
Product: neuropeptide FF receptor 2-like
Biological process (GO): G protein-coupled receptor signaling pathway
Cellular component (GO): plasma membrane
Molecular function (GO): G protein-coupled receptor activity
Source: RefSeq, a predicted model, not a curated record
UGCAUUAAUGUUUUAACUCAAGAUCUCCAUCUGAAGGGUCACUGACAAACUGGUCGCGCGUAUAAUAAAUUGUCAAGAUAAACUGAGAGGUUUUGGAACCUUUGUACAAACAUAUUUGAGAUUUGUAUCCUUGGUGCUAAGGACUAAUUUGUACUGAAAAUGCCAACACUGUUUGCUCAAAGGCCUAAAAACAGAUCAUACUUAUUAUUCAUCUCAAGUGUAGAAAAAACCCUAGGGUUUUGUGUCUUUGACCUAAGCUUGGCUUAGCAGGAUAAGCGCUUCAUAUCUACCUGUCUGUCAACCGUUUCUUCGGGAUUUCAAUGCACUGGGAAAAAAAUACAUACAGGGAUGUCUGCUAUUUUCUAAAUCAAAGGACACAUCUAAGGAAAAAAGGAAAAAAUUCAUGCAGAUCAACUGUUCUUUACAGACACGAGUCAGUGGACAGUGAUUGGCAACCUCUUCCAAAUCUAAACUAAAAAACGUUCUACAGUAUAGAAUGAAAAAGAGUGCAUCCGCUAAAUCUGGAGUCUAAUUCUAAACAGAUUUUGGCUUCAUCGCAAGAGGGUGAUAUCCGUAAAUAGUUAAAAUUAUCAGGAAACCUUUCUUCGGUUCUUAGCGGUGUGUUUGUCUUCACCGCAAUUCUAUAGUUACAUAUGUAAGUAUGUGAGCUAACGAUACAAACAGACCAGGCAUUUGUGAUAUAGCUUGCGUGCUGUAAGCUGGUAAUGGUAAGAUUUAAAGAGAAGCUGUACCAGACAAAGAGAAGUGUCGAAAGCAAAACGUCAUCUGGUAUACUUUGCCAAGCACUACAUACGGAAUUGCCUUGCAAGGUUAGAAGCUCGUAGUCUCAGUUGCUGCCAACGUAAGCAUUGUACGAGUUGAACGACGAAUACGAUUAACAUUCUUUAUCAAUAACUAAAAGCCCCGAAGAAAAAAAAAACAUUGAUACCAUCUAUUAACGGCCAAGGAAAAUCACCCCAAUUUUUUCAGUGCUUGCAGACCUAUACACGGCACAUAAAGCUACAAGCUACGACCUUACCAUCAUGGAGUCAAAAAGCGAUGUAAAUGCAUCCGUUCCAACAAAUCAUACAGCUGAUUUUCCAAGUCUCGGUGAAUCGGUAGAGUUCAGAUCAAUCAAAAUCAGUUUCUACUUUUUGAUUCUGUUUGGCAGCAUCUUUGGGAAUGGAAUGGUUGCGUAUGUCAUUUGUUCCACUCGAAAAAUGCGCACCUCAUCAAACUAUCUUAUUCUGAACCUGGCUAUAUGUGACAUCUUGACUCCUGUUAUUAGCAUACCGUUUGAUUUUGUACUUGAGGACAACGGCUACGUUUGGCUUUACGGUGGAUUUUUGUGCAAGACUCUAUGGCCUGCAGCCACCAUGACAGCAACUUCAUCAGCCUUAACACUGGCGUUGAUAUCGUUCGACCGAUACCGAUUGAUCAUGCAUCCUUUUAAGCCUCGUUUGACUUCUAAAGUUAUCAAAAUUGCAAUCAUUUGUAUUCAUAUCUUUGCAGCAAUUGUAGUUUCACCUUAUGCAAGUAUGUUGGAGUUGCAGAAUGGUUCGUGCUCAGAGGUAUGGCCUAAUGUUUAUAGAAAAUGCUACACUGUUGUUUUAUUCCUUGUGCAAUAUGGGAUCCCUCUUCCAUUUAUGGUCAGGAUGUACUACCUAGCAUUGAAGAAUCUCUACAAAUCAACCCGCAAAACGUCUAUUAUGCAAGCGCCGUUCAUCGACUUUAGCAAAGAUCAAAAAAAGAAGAGUAGAAAAGAGAGGAAUGAAAAUGCAAAUAGAAAAAGGAGAUACAGCGAGAGCCAACUAAAAGAAAACCAGUCCAAUAAAAAAGCAACGAAAAUGUUCAUUACAAUAGUAACGAUUUUUGCUAUAUUCAUGCUUCCAAACCAACUUGUAUGGCUUUGGGCAGACUUUGGAGAUGGGUUUUCUAUUCAAGGUUUCGAAAAAGCMGUCAUUAUCUGCUGGCUUUUUACGUAUUGUAAUUCGGUUUUCAACCCGGUGAUUUUUACCAUCUUCAGUUCCGAUUAUAGGAAUGGUUUUAGAAGGAUUCUUUCGUAUUUGUACGAUAAAAUGAGUGGUGCACCGAACAAGGAAACCCGAAAGACAUCCAAUACUUCUCGAUGUACGAAUAUCUCGGUUGCUGACGAACAAAAUGGAACGACUUUACGUCUGCCCUUCGAUUCUAUUGAAAAAAACCUUACGUCAAAAUCUGCAAAAUAGCAUAACAUUGAGUUAUCAAGCGUCUCACGAGGGAAACUUAAUCAUUAUUUGUAUAUACUUUAGAGAGAAUAAUAGAAAAGGUUAAUGAAUUCCUGGUGUGAAAACUAAAAUCACAUUAAGGCAAUAAUCAAAUGAAAGUUAUUUUGCCUCUAGGCAAUCAGUUGGGGUAAAAAAAUAAUAUUUACAUAAGUCGUUAAGAUUUAUGACAGUGGCACAAAAAAAGAUUACCAAUCCAAGGACUUAGGUUGAAGGAAAUUAAAUAGAAUCAGAUGUACGGCGGAGGAGUGAAAAAUAGCAAUUAGUUUACGAAAUUAAAGGUUGUUUUUUUCUGGGUUUUUUUUUUUUUUUCUUUUUUCUUUUCGCGUGGCGUAUAGUCACACGUUGUAUACUACUUAAAGUUUUCCAAUUUGCCAAUUCGAAAUUUCGUAUUGCCAUUGUACCUGCACUAUUCAAAAGCGAAUGAAUAAAUUUAUUCAAAAAGGAAACCUCGUCGCUUUCCUUUCCCGUAGCGGAUUUACUUAGGUAAUUAAAGAGGAUGCUCUCAAAAGAACAAAGCUUUUAAAGUGCAUAAAUACUGAGGAAGACGGUUUGAAAUUUCAACCUCCAUGGUAGGCGAAUU